This is a messenger RNA of Sus scrofa (pig), 4326 nucleotides long. It is a transcript of the gene DHCR24, whose product is annotated as 24-dehydrocholesterol reductase. Gene Ontology annotation, biological process: steroid metabolic process. Gene Ontology annotation, cellular component: cytoplasm; membrane. The record is from RefSeq and is marked validated. Gene Ontology annotation, molecular function: Delta24(24-1) sterol reductase activity; FAD binding. Lineage: Eukaryota; Metazoa; Chordata; Mammalia; Artiodactyla; Suidae.
AUUCCUCUGGCUCCUCCGGAGCAGUCCGCGGGCGGCUGCAGGCUCAGGCCUGGUGGGAGUGGGUUGCGGUGACAAACGGCCCGAGUGGGCAACCCUUCCCCCGCGCGCCGCGCCGCCGGCUCCACCAUGGAGCCUGCCGUGUCGCUGGCCGUGUGCGCGCUGCUCUUCCUGCUCUGGGUCCGCGUGAAGGGGCUGGAGUUCGUGCUCAUCCACCAGCGCUGGGUGUUUGUGUGCCUCUUCCUCCUGCCGCUCUCUCUUAUCUUCGACAUUUAUUACUACGUGCGCGCCUGGGUGGUGUUCAAGCUCAGCAGCGCGCCACGGCAGCACGAGCAGCGGGUGCGGGACAUCCAGAAGCAGGUUCGGGAAUGGAAGGAGCAGGGCAGCAAGACCUUCAUGUGCACCGGGCGCCCUGGCUGGCUCACCGUCUCGCUGCGGGUUGGGAAGUACAAGAAGACACACAAAAACAUCAUGAUCAACCUGAUGGAUAUUCUGGAGGUGGACACCAAGAAACAGAUUGUCCGUGUGGAGCCCUUGGUGACCAUGGGUCAGGUGACCGCCCUGCUGACCUCCAUUGGCUGGACUCUGCCUGUGUUGCCAGAGCUGGAUGACCUCACAGUGGGGGGAUUGAUCAUGGGCACAGGCAUCGAGUCUUCAUCCCACAAGUACGGCCUGUUCCAGCACAUCUGUACGGCCUACGAGCUGGUGCUGGCUGAUGGCAGCUUCGUGCGAUGCACACCGUCAGAAAACUCAGACCUGUUCUAUGCUGUGCCCUGGUCCUGCGGGACCCUGGGCUUCCUGGUGGCCGCCGAGAUCCGCAUCAUCCCCGCCAAGAAGUAUGUCAAGCUGUGCUUUGAGCCAGUACGUGGCAUGGAGGCCAUCUGCGACAAGUUCACCCGCGAGUCCCAGCGGUCCGAGAACCACUUCGUGGAAGGGCUUCUCUACUCCCUGGAUGAAGCUGUCAUCAUGACAGGGGUCAUGACAGACGAGAUGGAGCCCGGCAAGCUGAAUAGCAUUGGCAACUACUACAAGCCGUGGUUCUUCAAGCACGUGGAGAACUACCUGAAGACAAACCAAAAGGGCCUGGAAUACAUCCCCCUGAGACACUACUACCACCGCCACACUCGCAGCAUCUUCUGGGAGCUCCAGGACAUCAUCCCCUUUGGCAACAACCCCGUCUUCCGCUACCUCUUUGGCUGGAUGGUGCCCCCCAAGAUCUCCCUCCUGAAGCUGACCCAGGGCGAGACGCUGCGCAAGCUGUACGAGCAGCACCACGUGGUGCAGGACAUGCUGGUGCCCAUGAAGUGCCUGUCAAGGGCCCUGCACACCUUCCACAACGACAUCCAUGUCUACCCUAUCUGGCUGUGCCCAUUCAUCCUGCCCAGCCAGCCAGGCCUGGUGCAUCCCAAGGGAGACGAGGCCGAGCUCUAUGUCGACAUUGGCGCCUACGGGGAGCCGCGGGUGAAACACUUUGAAGCCAGGUCCUGCAUGCGGCAGCUGGAGAAGUUCGUCCGAAGUGUGCAUGGGUUCCAGAUGCUCUACGCCGACUGCUACAUGGACAGGGAGGAGUUCUGGGAGAUGUUCGACGGCUCCCUGUACCACAGGCUGCGGAAGCAGCUCGGCUGCCAGGACGCCUUCCCUGAAGUCUACGACAAGAUCUGCAAGGCUGCCAGGCACUGAGCUGGAGCCCGUUCGAGGGAGAUGGACACGCGGGUGGAACCCUGUCCCCAGGGCCAGGAGGCAUCUUCCCUUCAUUCAAGCUUGGCUGCUCUACCAAAUCCACACUUUCAGAAAGAAACCCCUCCAGAAAUCCCACCCAGAGAGCCCCAACAGCUUGCUCCCAGCUUCCAGGGGCAGCCGAGUGGGAAAGGAUGUGAGAUUGGAGUCAGACACACCUGAGUCCAGUUUCCAGUUCAGCCACUCAGCUGUGUGACUCCCAGCGAGUCCCUCAACCCCUCUGAGCCCGGUUCCUCAUCUGUUGAAAGGGGGCAAUGCUAUCUGCCUGUUGGCUGUCGUCCUCUGAGCCAAGCACCUGUCGCAGCCGAGGUGCUGGGGAGGCGGUCCCUGUUGUUUUCCUGGCUUCCUGUUCAGCAUCGCUAAAGUACUUGAGAUUCGGUAGUUGAGUCCGAAGGCUCCACGUUAGGUUGUCAGCCGGGCUCAGGUUUGUCUAAAGGGGUUGCCCCAGAGUGGCACAGCCCUUGCUUGUCAUCCAGAAGAGCUCCGAGAGAAGGAAGAAAGCCUCCUCCCUAUCCCUGGGCUCUCAGGAGGGCAACAGACGGGGUGGGCGGGCCCAAGACGUGCUGUGCCAAAGCCAGGUCCGAUUCCAAAGUUCUCGCUGUCGUCCUUGGCAACGUCCUGCCCCUUCCUCCUUCAUGGUCGGGCUUGUGGGCCCACCACAGCCUUCCCCCACCUCUGCCUCGAGAGACCCAUGUCCUUAGAGAAGACACUUCAGGGUUGAAUCCUGCCCCAGCCCAGGCCUGGGACCUGCCCAGGUGUGGGGAGUGCUUUCUGCUCUGAUCUGAAUCCAGAGGACCUGGGCUCAUGCUUGGCUCUCCACUCUCCAUGCCUCUUGUCCCCCAAACCCACUUUGCCAUGGUUCGGGGGCAUCCUCUGCUCUGCGUGGGGGUGGGACCACAGCCAGCAAGAUGAACCUGCUGUUCUUGGGUUUCCUAAGGGUCUUCACGGCAGGGCUGAAAGAAAAGUGCAUCACCUUGACUUCUUGAACCACUCAUCCCCCCUUUUUUUCUUCCCCCCUCCCCCCGCCCCUAAGCUAUAGUUAAUUUUAGUGCCUUACAAAUCCUAAGCUCAGAGAAAAGUUAGCUCCAUUUCCCUUCCAGAGAGAAGGGAACCUCCCUAGGUCCCUGCCCACCUCUUAAAGCUUGGUUGUUUAUGCAACUCCAUCUUAAGAACCUCCCAGCCUCCACUGAAAACCCAGAAUCUGCGAGGGAAUUGUGCAAGGGAAGCUGGAAUUAAGUGAGCUGUGUCAGGCAGUGACAGAACACCACACCAGGAGCCAGGAGGCCUGGCUUUCAGUCCCUACUGCAUGGCUACCCAGCUGUGCAUCCAUGCGCAAGUCAUUCAUCCCUCUGAGCGGCUUCCUUCCUUGUCACAGGCCCUUCUGCUUUAGAAGGGCAUGGCUGUCUUAGACACAGUGUUGCAAAACCCGCGAAAAGCCUUCUUUGUGUGGAAAGUCAGAGGGAAGAUAAGUGACUCAAGUGGACCCAAGUGUCAUGUAAGUUCCUCCCGUCAGCCCAAGGCCAGCUUUCAUCUUUUCAGAAAGGCACAUCCGUGGCCUGCAAGGAAGGGUUCAGUCUUGUCACUGCACAUUGCUGGAAUCCUCCCAGAGUCAUGCUUUGGCCAGCAAGGCUGACCCAUCCCGCCCUGGGCUCAGCACACUGCAGUGGCUCAGCGUGGUCCUGGGAGUGCCAGGUGCCUUCAGGGCACUCAGAAGCAGAGGAAGCACUCUUACCCAUUCGGCCUCUGGAGGGGGCAUAAGACAAAAAAUAAGAAACCUCAUUCUCUUGCUUGUCCGCAAAGCAUGUGAGUUCUGGCCUUAGCUCUCCUGGUGGGCCUAGGAUGAGACCUUCCUGCUUGGUGUGAAACCAAUGAUCCUACUUGCUGUAGAGGAGUGGUUCACCCAAGCUAGAUUAACCCAACAGGUGAGGUCCCUGCAUUUCACCCCUGGGCCUCCAUCCCUGGGCCCCUUGGAGCACGGCCAGAGAUGCCAGCAGCUUCUAUUGUCCUCAGUCCUGCAAACCAAAAUCCUGCCCUUCACGGACCUCACCCAGAACCUGGGGCUUGGGCUCACCGUUGCCUCAGGGUAGUGUUUUGCUUCAUUGAUACGUUGCCUGGAAAUGGACAGUCUUCCAAGCAUGUUGGGCUAAGUUCCCAGCUCUUUCUUGUAGCCAGUCUUGUCACUGUCCAUCCAGGUGGCGGUUUCAGGUGGAAUUAAACACGGCACAUGCAGAGGGGUGGGGCAGUGCGUGUGGAAAGUUCUGGAAGAGGCCUCUUCCCUCCAGAGCCCCAACUUUCUUGGCUGCAUGAAGAUUUUCUGUAAAAUCAGGAUUGUGGCCAGUUUCUGUGGCUGGAAAGAUGCAUAAUUCAAUUGGCUGGUACUGAAAGGGAAGGGAGGGGGUGGGGAUGGGUGUGGCAGUGUAUGGUGUGUGAUUUUUUUGUCUUUUCCUUAAUGAUGGGGAGCACGGAGAAAGGCAUGGGUCUCCCCAAACAGUCUUGUGCAGCUGCAGGCACUGUGCCUACUGUCCAGAACCCUUCAUGUCCCUGUGGCUGUGUGGCUGCUGCUUCUGUAAAAAUAAAAGUGUGACCUGGAAA